GCGCACACGGCCGGGCUGAGCAGGCGCGGUGGACCGAUGCGGAGCCGGAGCGGACGGAGCGAGUCGUCAGGAUUAAUGGAGGAACUCACACCCGCAGGAGUCGCUUAAAAACGGUGGCGCAGGUUACUGGCGUCUUUUAGUUACAGUCUGACUCGGAGUUGAAGGAGAAACCCCCAAAUAAGCCGGUCUGAAGGCUGAACAGCAGCAGGACUUCUGAGGGGAAAAGUGUGGAGUUUUCCCUCUUUGACAGCUGCGCCGCUGCGCUGCUGCCAAGCGGACAAACAUCCAGGAGGCGAGCUGUCACCAUCCAUUCAGCUGCCAGAGGACCGAGCGGCCCUGCAGUCGUGCAUCCUGAGUGUCUCUGCCUCCGUUUGUGUGUCCACGAUGACUGGAAGGGGGUUCGACUGGUGGGUCCCCCGCUGACACCUCCGAUCCCCAGAUAUCCGCUCCAGCUCCCCCUUUCCUGACGCCUUUUGUGCACCCUUUAUUUUGGCGGAGACCUCCUCCCCGUCUGAGCUGUCACCAUGGCAAGCUUGGUGCUGAACGAGACUGGAAUGGAGGAUUGUGGGAUUGACGACUCCUUCAAGUACAACUUGUACUCGGUGGUUUACAGCGUGGUCUUUGUUUUAGGCCUGAUAACCAACUGCGCCGCCCUGUUUGUGUUCUGCUUCCGGAUGAAGAUGCGCAACGAGACCACGAUGUUUAUGACAAACUUAGCGUUGUCAGACUUAGUGUUUGUUUUCACGCUGCCCUUCAAGGUGUUCUACAACGUGAACCGUCACUGGCCCUUUGGGGAUGGACUGUGUAAGGUGUCAGGAACUGCCUUCAUCACCAACAUCUACGGCAGCAUGCUCUUCCUCACCUGCAUCAGCGUAGAUCGCUUCCUAGCCAUAGUCUACCCUUUCCGGUCACGUUCGAUCCGCACACGAAGGAACGCGGCGCUGGUUUGUGCCGCCGUGUGGCUGACCAUCGUGGGAGGAGGGAUAUCUGUGACCUUCUUCUCCACCAUCAACAGCACCACCAAAGCCACCACCUGCUUCGAGGGCUUUUCCAAGAGCACCUGGAAGACCUACCUGUCCAAAAUCACCAUCUUCAUCGAGAUUGUUGGUUUCCUCAUCCCACUCUUGGCCAACUUGGUUUGUUCCUCGCUGGUUCUUCGAACGCUGCGUCGCCCGAUGACUGUCGGUCACGGCUGCGAAAGCAAGCGACGCGUCCUGCGGAUGAUUCUGGUCCAUCUUGCCAUCUUCAUCAUCUGCUUCGUCCCUUAUAACUCCAUCCUCUUCCUAUACGCGCUGGUGCGAACCCAGGCCCUGGCUAACUGCGCUGUGGAGCGCUUUGCCCGAACUCUUUACCCCAUCACUCUGUGCAUGGCCACUCUGAACUGCUGCCUGGACCCUGUAGUCUACUACUUCACCUCGGAGAGCUUCCAGAAGAGCCUGACCUUGGGGGGUAAAGGGGGCUCCCGGCCUGAGAGCAUCCCCCGGAGCGACACGGAGACCCAGGACACCUCAAAUGCUGUCCUCAGAGACACUCACACUCUAGCCAGCAAUGGAAAAGAGACAAAGAUGUCUGAGAGUCGAUUCUGACUCCUCUGAGGGAAAUAAAGAAGCACAGAGUGGGUUUGACAGGAGCCUUGAACUUGAAAAAUAAAGCAAUCAGCUGUUUGGUAAUGGAAGUGGCCAACACAUAACUCACCAGAUUAGUUAAUUCCUGAGGUAAGUCCUGAGGUAUGGCCUGGGCUUUAUGGAUUAAUCCACCAGAGGAACAGAGGAAUGUAUCUGUGUUUAUUAUGAGAGAAAACUACAGGGACCAGAGACUCGGCUACACAGGGACUAUUGGGACAGUCCAGAGCCUCUGAAAGAGAGUCCAACACAUCACCACUCAGGCUUAACGCCCACAAACACUCACAAAUGCACUGGAUUGUGGAUAAGAUGGAGAUUUCUAUCCACGUUGUUGCUGUUUUGUAACCCAAUGAGCCCUUAACUUUUAUUCUUAUGAAGAUCAAGCCUUGACAGAGCAUUUUAUCACCUUAGUGUUAUGACACUCUUGUUACUACUGUACAACGCAGCAUUGUGUCGACCUGCUGAGUCAGAUGUGUCCCAUGUUGAAGUUUAAGGCCACUAAAUGUCUGUUUUGAUUUGCUUUUGCAUUGAUUAUCUCUAUCCCCGGCCGGCGCUUUGUGCCUGUCCUCUCGGUCAAACCUACUCUGAACUGCCCUUUUGUCAGCAAGACUGUAAGUUUGAAUUCGUGGAGGAGUUUUUCUGCAUUUUCACCAAUUGCAAGCUUGUUCUCGGUGCACAGGGCAGCUCUGAUUUAGUCUGGGACCUUGGCCUGUGUGCUGUGUCACAGGCCAAAUGCUUAUUAUGACUGGAGCAAUGGUCCAUUGUUUGCUUCUGAAUGAGCUCUCUCUGUCUUAAUCUGGCCUUAGACUGCAGAUCUGCUCAAAGUCUCUUACACACUGCAAUGUGCACACACUCCAAAGUACAGAGGAACACUGUUGACUGUUUACCCAAAAUCUUACAAAGCACGAAGCACAAAAACAGUAAUGAGUCAGCAGAUGCAGGAGUUGAAAUUGCUGAAUUUGCAUGUAUGAAUUUGUGGGCAAAUUGGUAACUGAAAAGCUCAACAGUGUGUCGAAUUUUGUCACGCAGUCCCAGCAGGAUGUAAGAUCUGACCACACAAGCCCAUAAAGUGGUGAAAUAAACUGAUUUUGCAGGAGA
This is a messenger RNA of Amphiprion ocellaris (clown anemonefish), 2720 nucleotides long. RefSeq names its product lysophosphatidic acid receptor 4 (gene lpar4). Bases 525 to 1586 code for a protein of 353 amino acids. Gene Ontology annotation, cellular component: membrane. The record is from RefSeq and is a predicted model, not a curated record. Gene Ontology annotation, molecular function: lysophosphatidic acid receptor activity. NCBI's taxonomy places the organism in Eukaryota, Metazoa, Chordata, Actinopteri, Pomacentridae. The transcript is spliced from 3 exons. Gene Ontology annotation, biological process: phospholipase C-activating G protein-coupled receptor signaling pathway; positive regulation of Rho protein signal transduction.